Messenger RNA from Aspergillus bombycis, 1926 nucleotides. RefSeq names its product cyclin family protein. The transcript is spliced from 4 exons. Gene Ontology annotation, biological process: mitotic cell cycle phase transition; regulation of cyclin-dependent protein serine/threonine kinase activity. Bases 1 to 1926 code for a protein of 641 amino acids. The record is from RefSeq and is a predicted model, not a curated record. NCBI's taxonomy places the organism in Eukaryota, Fungi, Ascomycota, Eurotiomycetes, Eurotiales, Aspergillaceae. Gene Ontology annotation, cellular component: centrosome; cyclin-dependent protein kinase holoenzyme complex; cytoplasm. Gene Ontology annotation, molecular function: cyclin-dependent protein serine/threonine kinase regulator activity.
AUGGAUGCAAAGCCUCAGCGAAUUCGCGUCCGUGGGGAUGAGAAUGCUGCCUUUUCUCUCACUAGCAAAACGGUUCAUCAGAAAAACAAAUCAACUCCCGCCCUGUCCACGAUGUUCCAGAAUGGUGUGACGAAGAAUGGACCAAGAAGAGCUGCUUUUGGAGACGUCAGCAAUACCACGAAAACCGUCCAAGGCAUUCGGGAUGAUAUCUCUGUUGCAGCCAAGAAACAGACCAAGCCAUUGGAGAAGUCUUCCGUGCAGGUCACGGAAAGGAAAUCUUCUGUCUUGGCCCAGCCUGCCCAGCGCCCAGUAUCGGUGGCGGGAGUUAAGGGCCUAUUAAGCAAUGUGACGAAUUCCAAAGCCCUGGAGCCCGUCGGAAGGUCGAUCAGCGUGCCGCAGCAUACCGCCAACGCCCGCAAGGCCUUGAACAAGCGAGGAACGGUCUUUAAGGACCACGUGGAACCAUUGACGGAAAAACGCGAACUUACAUCCAAGGAAACAACUCAAACUAAGGAAGGGAUUACUGGGGGCCAAAUCGCGCAUUCGUCUACGGCGCCUUCGCAGCUCAACAGCUUGACGGAAAAGGACGUGGUCAACGAAGGAUCAAAUGAUGAGUCGGAGAAUCAUGGUGAACAGUCCAUUGUCAACUCUGAAGUUGAUGGAGAGGAGAAGGACGCACCCAAGCUCGACGAGGAUAUUUGUAAGGUUCAGGGUAUCAAGGAACUCAAGGAAGCCUCUGAACCCUGUACGGCACCCGAGGCCGACAGCGCAAACCGAGUUGUGAAGCCACAACGUGUAUCUGCUCCUGGCACACACCUGCCUCAUGAACAUGUGCCCGCUCACUCGGAGCCGGAAGAGUCCUGGGAUGACGAGGACGAUGAAAAUGAAGAGGAGGAUGAGUAUAUCACUGCUCGCUCCUAUCGAUCCCGUGGCGAAAACACGACUGGCGCGACUACUACAUUACUCUUCCCGAAAUAUACGCAGCAAGUGAGACGGGAAUUGGAAUUGGCGAAGCAAAUCGUCGAGGCAACACGGACAGUGGAAGAUAUUGAAGAUGAAUACUGGGAUACGAGCAUGGUCGCAGAGUAUAGUGAAGAUAUAUUCGAGUAUAUGCGAGAACAGGAGAUCAAAAUGCUGCCAAAUGCGCACUAUAUGGACAACCAAGCGGAAAUCCAAUGGUCAAUGCGGUCUGUUCUGAUGGAAUGGCUUGUGCAGGUCCACCAUCGGUUCUCCCUGCUUCCUGAGACCCUUUUCCUGUGUGUCAACUAUAUCGACCGCUUCCUGUCCUGCAAGAUAGUCUCCCUGGGCAAACUGCAACUUGUCGGUGCCACCGCCAUCUUCAUUGCUGCCAAGUAUGAAGAAAUAAACUGUCCUUCCGUGCAGGAGAUUGUUUAUAUGGUAGACGGAGGCUACACAGCCGAUGAGAUCCUCAAAGCGGAGCGUUUCAUGCUCACUAUGCUGCAGUUCGAACUUGGAUGGCCUGGGCCCAUGAGCUUCCUGCGGAAGAUCAGCAAAGCUGACGACUACGACCUGGAGACCCGGACAUUGGCGAAGUACUUCUUGGAGAUAACCAUCAUGGAUGAACGCUUCGUUGGAUGCCCACCAAGCUUUACAGCUGCUGGCGCUCAUUGUCUCGCAAGGAUGAUGCUGAGAAAAGGAAACUGGACGCCUGCCCAUGUCCAUUACGCGGGAUACACCUAUUCACAGCUUUACCCACUGAUUUCUCUGAUGAUGGAAUGCUGCGAGAUCCCUCGCAAGCACCAUGCGGCCAUUUACGAAAAAUACACUGACAAACGGUUCAAGCGUGCUUCGCUUUUCGUCGAAGCUGAAAUGAGGAAAGGGUUCAAUCUGCCCGAGAUUACUAGGGAAAAGAGCCUUGGUAACCCGCCGUCUCUUGACGUUGGCCAUCAAUGGAAGCGCGCAUAA